Tachyglossus aculeatus (Australian echidna) is the source of this 2862-nucleotide messenger RNA. It is a transcript of the gene ACSBG1, whose product is annotated as acyl-CoA synthetase bubblegum family member 1. Gene Ontology annotation, cellular component: endoplasmic reticulum; membrane. Bases 165 to 2285 code for a protein of 706 amino acids. The record is from RefSeq and is a predicted model, not a curated record. Gene Ontology annotation, molecular function: long-chain fatty acid-CoA ligase activity. The transcript is spliced from 14 exons. Lineage: Eukaryota; Metazoa; Chordata; Mammalia; Monotremata; Tachyglossidae.
AAAAUGGGCUUUGAGAAGUUUAGUCCCCUCCUCCAGAAUUACGUACUUUUUGAUAGUGUCCAGUUACUUACUGUUGGUGCCUUAAAUUAUCUGAGUAGCUUGCUUCUGCCCUUUCUACUCAAAUCUGUAGCAUAAUACAGCCAGGACUUCAGUGACCGCUCAGCAUGCCUGACAGUGAAGAAAAUCUGAAGAAAAAAGCACUAGAUGAAAGUUUAGUGAACACCCAAGAAAACGUGGACACCAGUGGCCUGCAUAAGCAGCAGCGCAUUUCCAAAGAGUCCCUAAACCAUGCUCUGGAAAACCUGUACGUCGAGAAGGCAAAAAGUGAAGAUGAACUAUCCCCAGAGUCUUUGUGGACGACUUCUGCAGAUGGGCUGGUCAAGCUGCGGAUGGACCACACCUGCUCCCACACCCCCAUCACCGUCCACCAGAUGUUCAAAGAGGCGGUGGAGAAGUACAGCUCUCUGAAUGCCCUGGGCAGCAAGCGCAAUGGCAUGUGGGAAAAAGUCACCUAUUCCCAGUACUACCUGCUCUCCCGGAAAGCCGCCAAGAGCUUCUUGCAGCUCGGGCUGGAGCGAAUCCACAGCGUCGCCAUCCUCGGCUUCAACUCCCCGGAGUGGUUCAUCUCAGCAGUGGGCACCGUGUUCGCUGGUGGGAUUGUCACAGGGAUCUACACCACCAGCUCUCCAGAGGCCUGUCAGUACAUCGCUCAGGACUGUCGAGCCAAUGUCAUUCUGGUGGACACGCAGAAGCAGCUGGAGAAGAUAAUGAAGAUCUGGAAAAACUUACCACACUUGAAGGCGGUUGUGAUGUACAGGGAGUCAAUGCCAGAGAAAAUUCCAAAUGUGUACACGAUGGACGAAUUCAUGGAGCUGGGGACCGAGAUCCCAGAUUCUACCCUGGAUGACAUCAUCGACUCCCAAAAGCCCAAUCAGUGCUGUGUGCUCAUCUACACAUCGGGUACCACUGGCAGUCCCAAAGGCGUGAUGCUGAGCCAGGACAAUAUUACUUGGACCGCAAAAUUUGGCAGCCGCGCCGGGGACAUCCAGCCCGCCGAGGUUCAGCAGGAGGUCGUGGUCAGUUACCUGCCCCUCAGCCACAUAGCAGCCCAGAUCUAUGACCUGUGGACGGGCAUCCAGUGGGGAGCGCAAAUCUGCUUUGCCGAGCCUGACGCGCUGAAGGGAAGCCUGGUGAAUACACUGAGAGAAAUUGAGCCCACCUCACACAUGGGAGUGCCCAGGGUGUGGGAGAAAAUCAUGGAACGGAUCAAAGAGGUGUCUUCCCAGUCUGGAUUCAUCAAGAGGAAAAUGAUGCUGUGGGCCAUGUCCGUGACCUUAGAAAGAAACCUCAGCUGCUCCAGCAAUGACCUGAAGCCUUUCAUGAUGAGAUUAGCGGAUUAUUUGGUCCUGGCCAAGAUCCGCAAUGCCUUGGGUUUUGCCAAUUGCCAGAAGAACUUCUACGGGGCGGCCCCGAUGACCACGGAGACACUGCACUUCUUUCUCGGCCUGAACAUCCGCCUGUAUGCCGGCUACGGGCUCAGCGAAUCCUCCGGCCCCCACUUCAUGUCCAGCCCCUACAACUACAAGAUGUACAGCUCCGGGAAGGUGGUCCCCGGCUGCAAAGUCAAGCUGGUGAACCAAGACGCCGAUGGCAUCGGUGAGAUCUGCUUGUGGGGUAGGACCAUCUUCAUGGGUUAUUUAAACAUGGAGGAGAAGACGAAAGAAGCGGUGGAUGAGGAUGGCUGGCUCCACACCGGAGACCUGGGCAAGUUGGACAAGGAUGGUUUCCUCUACAUCACUGGAAGGCUCAAAGAGUUAAUCAUUACGGCUGGAGGUGAGAAUGUGCCUCCAGUACCCAUUGAGGAAGCAGUGAAGAUCGAGCUGCCAAUUAUUAGCAAUGCCAUGCUGAUUGGAGACCAGAAGAAAUUCUUAUCUAUGUUGCUGACUUUAAAGUGUACUCUGGAUCCAGAUACCUCGGAUCCCACGGACAUCCUGACGGAGCAGGCUGUCGAGUUCUGCCAGAAAAUUGGCAGUAGAGCCACCAGAGUGUCUGAAAUCGUAGGAGGGAAAGACGGGGCCGUUUACCAAGCUAUUCAAGAGGGCAUCGAGAGAGUCAACAUGAACGCAGCUGCCCACGCUUAUUAUAUCCAAAAAUGGACAAUUCUGGAAAGGGAUUUCUCCAUUUCUGGUGGAGAAUUUGGCCCCACGAUGAAACUGAAGCGACUUGCCGUUCUCGACAAGUACAAAGAUGAAAUCGAUUCAUUUUACAGAGAACCAAAAAAUUAAGUCUUGCCUGAUCGUCAUCAGACAUUUCAGACUCUGGGGAGUUGAGAACAGAUCCCGUGGAAUAUGGGCAACGAGAGAAGAAAUUCCCAGCAAGCUCGUGAGGUUGGCAGGGGCUCUCGGGUUACCCACGGUACGCUGGUUGGGACACCAUCUGCAUCUGAAAAUCUAAAGAGAGGCUUCAUCUGUAGAUAGUCUUAAUUCUCUUUGACUAAAUAUUGAAGUUGGUUACAGGAGGCCAUUUUGCACAAUCCCUUUGAUCACAAUGAUGAUGAUGGAGUUUCUUGGUCUUAAUUCUCGUUGGAGGUAAUGAAGUGCACGCCCACCUAACAUGAAAGGCAGGCUGUCUGUUUAGCGUGGCAAGGGCUUGUACUAAACGAUGUUGUAGGAAGAUUGGUCUUCUGUUAAAUUAACACCCGCUUUUUUGUUUUUGGUUUGCAAUGGCCCACUGUAGCUCAUACUAUGAUUACUAGUUAGUGCUCCUGUAAAGGUGAUUAGAUGUGAUUAAAUAUUUAAUAAUGGUCCUGUGUUAAUGUUCACAAAUAAAUAUGUAAUUUGAACACUAAAGAAAUUUUUUGGU